Molecule: messenger RNA, 2090 nt
Organism: Phytophthora infestans T30-4
Lineage: Eukaryota; Oomycota; Peronosporomycetes; Peronosporales; Peronosporaceae
Exons: 7
Coding region: 1-1776 (591 amino acids)
Source: RefSeq, a predicted model, not a curated record
AUGGAGUCCAAGACCGCCGAUAGCUCACGAGCGGCCUCGUCCAAGUCGAAGGAGGGUCUGUGGUGGCGCUGGACCCACGGAAAGAGCGGCACCACGGCCUCCAGCAGCCAUGUAGGCUCGCCCUACGACACUAAUAAUCACACCUAUAGCAGUAGUAAUAGUAAGCCACCAGCCACGGCGUCUCCUGCCGACGGGGUGCGGUGGCAGAAGCGCACCACUCGGACGCCCAGGGAGGACACUCUCUCCUCCCUUAGCUGGUCCAGCUCCCCAGACGCCGGGAAUAACUCGUCCUCUCCUAAGUUCUUCUCUGCUACGGCAUCUUCGGCCACACGAAGCUCUCGCGCUUCAGCUGCGCCCGCCAAGAAGAAGACGGCCACAUCGCUGUCGAACCGUGGACCUCGAGACGGUUAUAAUACCAAGAAGACGUCACUUGGAGCGUCCUCGUCGUCCUCGUCUUCGUUCGUGUUCUUCACUCGAGAGGAGAAACGUGCAGCGUCGUCGGAUAUCUCGUGGUCACUGGGGAAGAGCAAGCGACCGGCAACAAAGAAAGACAGACGCAGUGCAAAGACCUCAACAGCGUCGCUGUCCGGUGCUCGAGCUACUCGUGAAGUGACCACGAGGAACACGCAGUUCCUGCCGGAUGUCAACGAGGACGCGGAGAUGAGAGCGCCGGACGCAGGCGCCAAUAUGUUUGCCUUUUCGAUGUCUCAAGCGAAGCCUAGUCAACGUGUAAGCACGAGCUUUAGCUCAUCGAGAAGCGACAAGACGGACAAGUUCGCUCUAGCUGAAAUCCCAGUGUUUAACUUUGACGACACCCUCUCGAGAUCCAGCAAAAGUGCCUUCCCGCCAUCUUCGCCCUCGGUAGCGUCCACAGUCUCGUCGACUUCUUCUUUCAACUCGCAGUCGCUUUGGACGGUAGACCCGCUCGUGAACUGCGCUCGAGCUGUGCUGCAAGACUGCAUUAGGAAGCGCAAAAUGGAACAGAGCAGCGCUCGGAAGCGCUCUAUCGAAGGAUGUUUUGAUGGCGAUCUGCUGGAAAGCCAGGAGUUCGGCUGGCAUGACGACGCGGUGUCGAAGCACAGAGACUUUGGGAUGAUGAGUCCUGGAUCCAGCAGUAGUAGCGAUGACGAGCUCAGCCAAUUAUCGUCGAUGGACCAGUCAUUCUGCGCGGAGAAAUCAGAGCGAGGCUGCGAUAGCAAGUUGGCUAAAGAAGAAAUGUACCGCCAGAUCUUGGUGGGGGACUACGACCUCAGCAGUAGUCCUGAGUUCCAGUGCUUCAGCCCUUUGAUGGAAGAAAAGGGACUGCCCAUCGAGGUUCGAUAUCAGCUCCCUCUGGCGCUGGGAACAGCUAAUGAAACCAACAAGGAGUGCACGAUUUGUCAACUUCGCUAUGGCAUUGGCGAUCACAUCGUCACGCUUCCUUGCCAGCACUUCUUCCAUGCUUGCUGUGUCGACAAGUGGCUGUGGAAUCAUACGUCGUGCCCAUUGUGCCGCACGGAAGUGUCUUUGGACCAGAAGACGGAAGUCCUUAACACAAAACACAACUUCACCGAGUGCUCUCUUGUCGACCAGGAGCGUAUUCGUCGCCAGCUACGCUCGUCUUCCCAGCACGCAGGCUUUCGUCCUGUCGUUCCAGUGGAAAUUGACCAGCUCGAGCUUGAAGUGUCACGUAUGGCGAUCGAUGAAGACUCGGAGGUUGAAGACGAGCCAAGCUAUCUAGUUUGCCCAACACCGCACCUCGCUACGAACACCCAGGACCAUUGUCCUGGCAACUGAUAAGCGCCGCCCUGCGAGAAUUAAACAGGAGGUGUCUGCUUCCAAAACAAAAAAACAGCCAGGCGUGCACAAGUCCUGAUCCUGUGGCUUGUGGCUCCUUGGCGACUUCCUUUCCUCGGGGGUAUUUGUAUGGUGUUGUAAUCGACCCCCACACGCCGUGCUUCCAGUCAGCAGUUAUACUCGAUCCACCAACUUCCAGGCAUGAAGAACUUCUCUUCCUGUUCUUGAUUUGCCUGAUGCAUCGCUGGGAGACGGCAGAACGAGGAUGGACAGGCUCACAUCUAAAAAAACAGCAAUAAAACGAAACAACUCCA